GUUUUCUCGACGCUGGUCCAGGUCGAGCAUCACCUGCAUAGUAUAACUCCGUGGCGACCCCGUCGUAUAUUCUCAUUAUAUCCUUCAAUUGCAUGCGAUUACCCCGGCCCAAGAUCCCCAUUGCCCACAAUGGCCUUCCUUUUCAACCGCAGUGCCCGACCGAGAUCUCCAUCGGAAGUCGCCAGGACCGCGAAAGAUCUCCUGUCGAGGUUGUGGGACAGCCCGAGCUCUCCCAAGUUAGAGGAUGAUAUUGCCAAACAGCUUUCUCAGAUGAAAUUGAUCACCCAAGGAACCCCAGAGAUGGACAGUACCCCGGCCUUAGUGCGUUCGCUUUUCGAUUCAGUAAUUCGAGAGGACCUGCUCUUUGAGCUGGCGCACAGCAUCCAUAAGCUGUCGUUUGAGGCCCGCAAAGACACGCAGACCAUUGUCACGCAUAUCCUGCGCUACAAGCCAAACGACAAUCCCGGAGACCCUCCUGCGAUCAAUUAUAUAGUCCAUCAGCGCCCAGAGGUGAUUAUCGAACUCUGCAGGGGUUUCGAUGAUCCUCAGAGUGCCUUGUCAUGUGCUUCUAUCUUGAAGGAGGCUGUCAAAUUCGACGUGAUAGCAGCCCUUAUUUUGUAUGAUCAAUCAGCCGAGCACGAGGCUGCCGUUCGUUUGAAAGACAUCAACGCGGAACAACCUCAGUCGGGCGAUGGUAUUUUUUGGAGAUUCUUUGAGUGGAUCGACCGAGGCAGCUUUGAAGUGAGCGCUGAUGCCUUUACGAUUUUCAGAGAUCUUCUGACGCGCCACAAGACGCUCGUGGCUACCUAUUUAACGACCAAUUAUAACCUAUUCUUCGGGCGGUACCAUAACAUUCUCAUUCAAUCGGACUCUUAUGUAACGAAACGUCAAAGUAUCAAAUUAUUGGGAGAAAUUCUGCUCGAUCGAACUAAUUAUAACGUUAUGACGGCGUAUGUGGACAGUGGCGAACAUUUGAAAGCCUGUAUGACCCUGCUGCGGGACGACCGGAAAAUGGUACAGUAUGAAGGAUUCCACGUUUUCAAGGUGUUCGUUGCAAAUCCGAACAAGUCAGUCGCGGUGCAGAGGAUCCUCAUCAACAACAGGGAACGGCUCCUCAAAUUUCUACCCAAAUUUCUGGAAGACCGCACUGAUGAUGACCAAUUCACUGAUGAAAAAGCUUUCCUCGUUCGGCAAAUCGAGCUACUUCCUAAUGAACAUGCAACCACAUCACGAUCCAAUGUUAAUGCUGCUGCGGUGUAAGCGCCGAUGCUCUCUAUUUUUACAUGCUUCAUUUUUGAUACCCACUGUUUAGUGUGUGUCUCAUGUCAUCGGGUCUUGGGGACUCGUUUUACGAUAUUAUGAUUGAAUAUAGAUGACCUGUUGUUUGCGAGGGAUGGCGCGUUGAGUUUGUAUGGUUAUGCGCUGAAAAUCCAUUGGCUAUCGGCGUUUGGCGCAGGUUUCUCUAGUCUUGUCACUUCCAUGAUUCUAUCCCAGUCCAUAAUUCUUUCUCCGAGCAGGGUAUACUAUACUAUCGCAAUGCGUCGGAAGCACAUGUAUCUACCAAUGGACGAUGCCAUUACACUCAAACUUUUGCAUAUACUACACCAGGAUUCCAAUAUAUCGAUACACAU
This is a messenger RNA of Talaromyces proteolyticus, 1631 nucleotides long. RefSeq names its product conidiophore development protein HymA. The coding region runs from base 130 to 1260 and encodes 376 amino acids. The record is from RefSeq and is a predicted model, not a curated record. Gene Ontology annotation, molecular function: protein serine/threonine kinase activator activity. Gene Ontology annotation, biological process: intracellular signal transduction. NCBI's taxonomy places the organism in Eukaryota, Fungi, Ascomycota, Eurotiomycetes, Eurotiales, Trichocomaceae. The transcript has 5 exons.